Molecule: messenger RNA, 1125 nt
Organism: Podarcis raffonei (Aeolian wall lizard)
Lineage: Eukaryota; Metazoa; Chordata; Lepidosauria; Squamata; Lacertidae
Exons: 2
Coding region: 36-944 (302 amino acids)
Source: RefSeq, a predicted model, not a curated record
UCCAGGCUUCAGCUCCGGGACACAAGGAACUCAGAAUGGCAACCGACAGCAGCUUCUCACCGUUCAACCCAGCAUCUGGAGACUGGGAAGCGUACGCCUCCCGUUUCACCUUCCUCCUAGAAGCCAAAGGGGUCACCGACGAAGAAGACGCCAAGAAGAGGGCGAUAUUCUUCAGCGUCUGCGGAGAGGAGACGUUUGAAAUCGCCCGGGCUCUCCUUGCACCUGAAGACGUUGCUACUGUUCCAUACAAAACAAUAAUGGAACAGCUGAAGGGGCACUUUUCGCCACAGCCCUCAGUGGUGGCUUGUCGAAAUGCCUUCUACGCAAAGCGGCAAGCCCCUGGGGAAACCAUAACUGGGUUUGUGACCUCUCUCCACCAAGCUGCCCGGUUCUGCAACUUCUCAGAGCUGGAGAACAUGCUUCGUGACCGCCUCGUCGGUGGCCUGAAGGAUGAGAAGCUGCAACGACGCCUCUACGCUAAGAAGAACCUAACGUUCCAGGUCGCUCUGGAGGAGGCCCUGGCAACGGAAGCUGCCGAGAGGUCAACGCAAGAGGCACGGCCGAGCCAGCCGUCCCAACCGAGGGUCCACCACGAAGACCUCACUGACGACUCAGGAUCCAACAGGGAGGAGGUGCACCGAGUACAGCAGCACACUCAAGCAGCCCACAUACCACAGCUGCCUCGACGAGAAGGAGGGAACUGCGUAAGCUGUGGAGAAAGUCACGAGAGGAGGACCUGCCGUUUCCGCAACGCAGAGUGCAGGCAGUGCAGAAAAUUGGGACACAUCGCCCGGGUGUGUCGGGCUCGGCCCACCCGACGACAGGCAUCAGAUGACCAAUCCAAGAGCCCCAGGUCCCGGGGCCCAACGCACCAAGGCAACUCGACGGAGCUCACGGACUUCCAGGGAUUCCUGGUGUCACCCCCUUCUUCGAUGAUGUGUUGAUUGCCGGGCCCACACCAGAGGAGUUUGAGGACCGCCUCCGCACCGUUCUGCACCGUUUCCAGACGGCGGGUCUCAAGGUGAAGCGGGAAAAAUGUCUACUAGGAGUGCCUCAGGUGGACUUUCUGGGAUUUAUGGUGGACGCAGAAGGGGUCCACCCGACUGGGGACAAGGUACGGGCCAU